AUGAUAGGGUCUUUCAGAGAUCAUCUCUGCUCACCUAGAGAUCAAUAUGGCCACGUCAAAAAGGGCAAGCGAUGUAGUUGGGAUUGCGACGAGAGAUCCGCAGAGGUUAUCCUACAUUACAUUCAAUCUUAUCCCGAUCAAAGUGAUUUUCCACCUCUUAGAAUUGUAGAAAGGAUAAAGACAGAUUUGGUACAGAUUGAAGCUGAGGGUGCAGUAGGGAAGAAGGAAGAAGAUGGAGAUGAAGAUGAAAAAUCUCCAACGGGAAGCGAACAAAGCGAGGAUGAGUAUGAGAAAAUAUCCACUACCGAUACCGAUAUUUGGAGAACUCCCCGAUCAAAACAAACAACACUGAUCGCAUCGAAGUUGGAUAAGAUGAUAGAUCGAGAAGCUGCGGGGUGGAAAUAUAAUCCGGAUCAAAAUGAGGAAGUAAGAUUGGCGACGAUCGAAAAGUGGCAGAAGAGGGUGGUUUUCGUGAACGAAUUCGAUGGAAGAAAGCUCAGAGGUUUUGGACAUGACCCGUAA
Kwoniella mangroviensis CBS 8507 is the source of this 522-nucleotide messenger RNA. RefSeq lists its product as uncharacterized. Bases 1 to 522 code for a protein of 173 amino acids. The transcript has a single exon. The record is from RefSeq and is a predicted model, not a curated record. Lineage: Eukaryota; Fungi; Basidiomycota; Tremellomycetes; Tremellales; Cryptococcaceae.